Messenger RNA from Panicum hallii, 1341 nucleotides. RefSeq names its product polycomb group protein FIE2-like. The coding region runs from base 22 to 1341 and encodes 439 amino acids. The transcript has 15 exons. Gene Ontology annotation, biological process: negative regulation of transcription by RNA polymerase II. Gene Ontology annotation, molecular function: protein binding; nucleosome binding. The record is from RefSeq and is a predicted model, not a curated record. NCBI's taxonomy places the organism in Eukaryota, Viridiplantae, Streptophyta, Magnoliopsida, Poales, Poaceae. Gene Ontology annotation, cellular component: ESC/E(Z) complex.
AUCCCAUCACUACCACCUAUCAUGGCGGAGCAUGCCCCGCUGGAGGGGCUAGGUUGUGAGGUGCUGGUCGGGUCGGUCGAUUAUCCAAGCUUGAAGCGGUUGUAUAAGCCCCGAAGCAAGCUCACGGAGGGGAAGUGCCCACUCUAUGGCAUCGGGUUCAACUUCUUGGAUGCGCGCUACUACGACACCUUUGCCACCGUUGGCGGCAAUCGUGUGACAACUUACCGCUGCCUCGAGAAUGGUAGUUUUGCUCUUCUACAAGCAUACAUUGAUGAGGAUAAGGAUGAAUCAUUCUACACUCUAAGCUGGGCUUGUGAUGAUGUCGAUAGCGCACCACCACUGCUGGUGGUAGGAGGAUGCAGUGGGAUCAUUCGGGUCAUUAAUUGUGCUACCGAGAAGAUAGCUAAGAGCUUAGUUGGCCACGGUGGUUCAAUAAAUGAGAUAAGAACUCAAGCACUAAAGCCUUCACUCAUCAUCUCUGCCAGCAAGGAUGAAUCUGUUAGGCUCUGGAAUGUCCAUACUGGCAUAUGCAUCUUGGUCUUCGCAGGAGCAGGAGGCCAUCGCAAUGACGUAUUGAGUGUUGACUUCCACCCUAAUGAUAUCACAUGCUUUGCAAGCUGUGGCAUGGAUAAUACUGUGAAAAUCUGGUCAAUGAAAGAAUUUUGGGUAUAUGUCGAGAAAUCAUAUUCAUGGACUGAUCUUCAAUCAAAGUUUCCAACAAAAUAUGUCCAACUUCCGGUCUUGAAUGCUGUUGUACACUCUGACUAUGUUGAUUGUACUAGAUGGCUUGGUGACUUCAUCCUGUCAAAGAGUGUUGAACAUGAAAUUGUGCUUUGGGAACCAAAAAUAAAAGAGAAUAGUCCAGGGGAGGGAAGCAUCGAUAUUCUUCAGAAGUACCCUGUGCCAAAGUGUGACAACUGGUUUAUCAAAUUUUCAUGUGAUUUUCACUUCAAUCAGCUGGCAAUAGGCAACUGUGAAGGUGCAAUCUAUUUGUGGGAAGUACAGUCCAGCCCUCCAGUCCUAACUGCUAGGCUGUAUAAUGAGCAAUGCAAAUCUCUGAUAAGGCAGACAGCAGUGUCCUUUGAUGGAAGCACAAUCCUUGGAGCUGGCGAGGAUGGAAAUAUCUGGCGAUGGGACGAAGUGGAUCAACACAGUGUCAAUGAAAAGAAGCAAUUCCCAAUUGCCUUACUUGAUUUUGAUGUCUUGAUAGUUGGACCUCCACUUACCAGGCCAUGGAUGCGCUCGUCCACCGCGGUCGCCAUCGCUGCUGCCACCACCAUCGCGGAAAAGAUCAACACCGUGCAUAAGAGCAUCCUUCGAAGGGGAAUUUUGCAGAGAUGA